AUGUUCGUGCUUAACUGUAAAGCGACAUUUCUAGCCCUUCAUGUUGCAGAGGGAUCUGUAACCUAUACGCCAGCGGGUUGUGACACCCAAGGAGCAAUUACGCAACGAGUCGAUAAGUUGCUUGAAUCUGUAAAAUGGCAUUUGCAAGAUCAAGACGAAGAAAAUGAUGACGAUACGCGUUACGAAAUGUCAGCAACGAAGAAAGUUAAAACAGCUAAAUUUCAUGCCGAUGCCUAA
Molecule: messenger RNA, 237 nt
Organism: Funneliformis geosporum
Lineage: Eukaryota; Fungi; Glomeromycota; Glomeromycetes; Glomerales; Glomeraceae
Source: the annotation of a GenBank genome assembly